CGCCUUUCUCGGAAACGGUCUGGGCGCGAAAUUCACUUCUCCACACAAAUCUGAGGUAAAUCCCGGAGCCGUGUUUAAUCUGAAGUGAGAAAAAUGGCUAAGUGUUAUAAAAAAGAGGAAGAGAGGAGUGGACUGGAUACGGACACCACUCAGAUGAAAACUGAAAAUCACAAACACAGCUUGAGAUUUCGUGACGAAUUCAAGAAAUACACAGUGACCUGUGAUACGCCUAGGACCAUCCUAGAGACACUUCAGACAGACUUCUAUUUUAAAGCCAUCUGUAAGAAAAAACAGAAUGGGAGAAAUAAGGAAAUAGUCAUCAGGAGAGAGCAGAUGCCCAGAGCUGCUGUGACACCACAGUUCCCCUGCUGUUUGCUCAAUGACAACGAGCUUCUGGACCUCAAGUUCAUCAGAUCAGGUGAAAACAGCAAUACAGCGAAACCGCCAAAAUUCACUGUUCACCCACGUGAAAAUCUGGUUUGUUUCUACAUUCAGACUAGAGGUGAUGAAAAUAUUCGUAGGCUGAUGAAGAAUAAUAAGCUGCAAAGAACCGUGGAUUAUAUGUGUGUGUAUGCAGUGAAGGGGGAGAAAGUGAAAGUGGCACUAAAGCGUGAUGGGAGAUUUAACGGCGUGAUUUUCAGAAAAGGAGCUCUCUAUGAGCAGGAAACCGAGAGCAUCAUUAAUCUCUCUAAUCUUGUUGAUCAUCUGGAUGGAAAGCAGUUUCAGGUCAAAGUCUCUCCUCACCCGACAGGCAGCCAGGAGUCGAGCCAGGAGCUGAGUCAGGAGUCAGAAGAAAUAGUGAAGGAUGAAAAAAGUGAAGCUCCUGAAACUCCUCUAGAAGAAAUAACUAACCAAAACUCCACCACCGCUCAAGAGAAAAAAACAGAUGCACCACCGAAAGAAAAGAAGUGGAGAAAAUUCCCAGACACAAAAAAGAUCAGAAACACAGAGGAGAUCCUGAAGCUCCUCCGAGAGCAGCAUGGAGAGUUGUUGAAGACGCUGAAAGAGCGAGAGAAUGUUGACAUGAAAAGGUUUUUCAGAGAGGAGUAUGAUAAAAGCACUCAGAGGUUUUUGGAGGUGAAGAACGUGAAGCAGUUGAUGGAUAUAUCAGACUCUGUCUGCCAACUCCGCGUUAAUGAUUCUGCUGUUGGAUCCGGAUUUCUGCUCUUUGGCAGGUUUAUCCUCACCAAUGCACAUGUUGCUGGAGACUUAGUCCCUCGUUCAUCAAAACUGAAACAACAACUGACAGCUGCAUUCCAUUUUGAAGAUUUGACCUCUGUAGGAAUCGUGAUACCAGUAGAGGAGAACGCUGUUGCUUAUUUGAAGGAAAAAGAUGACAUGGGGAACUAUCUGGAUUUUGCUUUGCUGGAACUGAGCAGUGAUGUAAAACUUCCUGGAUUGCUGAGGUUCUAUGGCCCUCCACCAACCAGGGGUGCUGUCUGCAUUAUUGGACAUCCAGGGGGCGGAGUGAAGCAAAUGGACCCUUGUUUUAUUAUUGCAAAAGAGGACAUUCCACAAGCAGCAGAGACAUACUUUAAAAAGAACCCAAACAUUCAUGUCUUUCAUGUUAUAACACAGCAGUGCUUGACUGAGGACAAGGAAAUGCGUGAAUCCAAAAUCUUUUACCAUUCUUGUUUCUUUCAUGGAUCAUCUGGCUCUCCACUGUUUGACCAGCACUGCAACCUGAUUGGUGUUCACACUGGUGGAUAUGCUUAUGAAGGAGAAAGAAAGAAAACCAGGAGUGUGAUGGAAUAUUCAUUUCCAUUGUUUUACAUUCUGGUGAACAUCUUCAUACAGUCCAGCAAUGAGAAAAGAUCUGAUGUAGUCCAAUACUUUGAGUCCCAAUGCAACAUGAAAUAUGUUGUCCAAGUGGCAAAAGAACAGUUAGAGAGAAAUUCUCAGCCCAUGGACAUUCCAUAAUGAUCAUGACAUCAUUAACCACAUUAAUGACAUAAUUUCUUAUCAUCCUUAAACACACAUUUUCUUUACAGAGAGUCUUGAAAUAUUCAAUCAUUCAUUCAUUCAUUUUCUACCGCUUAUCUGAACAUCUCGGGUCACGGGGAGCCUGUGCCUAUCUCAGGCGUCAUCAGAGAUACACACUUGUCACUGGAGAUAACUAGCACAUAUAUAUUGUAAUGUUUUCUCUUUAAUAACUGUAACAUAUUCAUUCAUACUUUUUUCGUUGGUGGAGGUUCAGAAUUACAAAUGUAAUGAAUUUUAAUUUUUAU
Messenger RNA from Tachysurus fulvidraco (yellow catfish), 2228 nucleotides. Its product is annotated as serine protease FAM111A-like. The coding region runs from base 94 to 1920 and encodes 608 amino acids. Lineage: Eukaryota; Metazoa; Chordata; Actinopteri; Siluriformes; Bagridae. The record is from RefSeq and is a predicted model, not a curated record. The transcript has 3 exons.